Molecule: messenger RNA, 812 nt
Organism: Leucoraja erinaceus (little skate)
Lineage: Eukaryota; Metazoa; Chordata; Chondrichthyes; Rajiformes; Rajidae
Product: E3 SUMO-protein ligase KIAA1586-like
Exons: 3
Coding region: 276-812 (178 amino acids)
Source: RefSeq, a predicted model, not a curated record
AAAAAAACAAGCCUGCUGCUGCCUCGGACAACACUCCAGCAGUCACUAGGACGUUAGAUGAAGAAGAGGGAACUACAGCGGAGCCUGAUGCCAGCAGUGUAUCGGAUGAUAACUCCUGGCCAGCCCUAUGGACUGAGAGUCAGGCUAGGGAGUUUAAAAGCCGGCAUUCUUGGUUAGAAUGGAAGGACAGAAAGUUAGGUUGUGCUAUUUGCAGCUCAACAAAAUCUACUGGCGUCUUAACAGAGAAAAGAAUUUCCAUAUCUGAGGAGUGGGCGAUGUUUAAGAUCCAGUCAUCAGGCUCAAGCAGACCAACAGCCCUGGCCUCCUUGAGAAACAAGAUCAGACGGCAUGAGAUGUCCAGGGCACACGAAAUAGCUCAGGAGCUCACUGAAAAGGGUGGACAGGAUUUACUUGGGAAUCUUGUGAGAGCUGUGUCAGACACUGUGUUAGCUGAGACAAAUGCUGUAUUCAGAACAGCAUAUUAUCUUGCCAAGAUGAACCGACCUUUCUCUGACCAUGACGAUCUCAUUGAGCUUCAGGAAAAAAACGGUGUCAACAUGGGCACAAGUCUGCACUCAAGGUUCAGUUCAACAAAAAUUGUGGAACACAUAGCAAAAAAGAUGCAGACAAAAAUAGUUGACAGCAUUGUGUCAUCUUCAAGCAAGCUGUCUGUUCUCAUUGAUGAGGUAACUUCUCUCAGCCAUAAAUCAGCCAUGAUUGUCAAUGUGAAGGCCUCUUUAGAUGGAGCUACUCCUGAAUUUGUGUUUUUUUGGACCUGGUGGAGCUGGAAAGCCAGAGGGCAGAGUCUAUAG